Molecule: messenger RNA, 864 nt
Organism: Candidozyma auris
Lineage: Eukaryota; Fungi; Ascomycota; Pichiomycetes; Serinales; Metschnikowiaceae
Exons: 1
Coding region: 1-864 (287 amino acids)
Source: RefSeq, a predicted model, not a curated record
AUGAAGUACUUAGCCCUUGCAGCAAUCGCAACAGCAGUCAACGCCGCCACUUCCUUCAACUUGAUCUCCACCAAAGCUGGCUCUAUCUAUGACGGCAAGCACGUCUUGAACAGACCAGAGCACAUCGAACUUGGAGACGGUGACGGCAAUGGCAUCAGUUUCGUUCUCAAUGACGAUGGAUCUCUUGUGGACGCCCCAGCUCAAAAAUACGUCAACUUUGAAAGUGACCUUGCCUUCCUUGGAUCGGACCACAUCACGGGAUUCUCCAUUAGCGACGGUAAAUUGCAAUACAACGGCGCCAGCAAGUGGUACGGCUGCCCAACAAUCAACAACGCGUUGGGCUACGACACAGGCUGUCAGGACAGAAGCGGUGUUGACCUUGUGGUAUUCAACGAGGCAGAGUGUGACAACGUCUACCCAGGAGCCCCCAAGUCCCAGUUCUACUUGAAGGCGUGGAGCGAGGAAGGCGACCAGUUCCUGAACACACCAAUCAAGAAGGUCGACAGCCACCCACACGUGUUUGCCGUGGGAGGCGACGAAGGUAAGGACCUUGUAGUUAACUUCCAGGAUGACGGCACCUCUUUGGUUGACGAGGACGGAAGAGGCGUCAAACACGACCCCAACACAGGGGAGGUCGGAAGUGUUGCUCCAUUUGGUCGUGAGCCUGCCACCCCAGGUUUCGGAAUCAACGGCGACCAUUUGGUGUUCGAGGGCAGAGAUGACUGGAAGGCAUGUCCAAGCGGUCCUGACAAGUUCUCCUUGUCGGAUGGCGAAUGUGUGGGAGGCACCAACAUUGUCUUGCAAGUGGUGUGGAAGGCCAAUCUUCUCAAGACCGAUGACAAGAAGAAGGCCAAGCGCCACUAA